Molecule: messenger RNA, 393 nt
Organism: Pneumocystis jirovecii RU7
Lineage: Eukaryota; Fungi; Ascomycota; Pneumocystomycetes; Pneumocystales; Pneumocystaceae
Exons: 3
Coding region: 1-393 (130 amino acids)
Biological process (GO): mitochondrial translational termination
Cellular component (GO): mitochondrial large ribosomal subunit
Molecular function (GO): translation release factor activity
Source: RefSeq, a predicted model, not a curated record
AUGGGUUUUUUCACGAAGCAGUGCCAAAAUGUGAAUAAACGCAACACAAAAGCACUGUUACGCGUUAAUCCAUCUGUACUUCCAGCGGCACUUCUUCCAGGCACUUGUACAACGCUAGAUAUUAAUGGACUGCGUAAACGUGAUGGAACCCUUAUUUUUACUUCACAAAAACAUCGAACACAGGCAGAAAACAGGCGUGCAUGUCUUCAGAAGCUUAAAGAUGCUAUUAAUGCAGCAAAUGCAGCCUCUAUGCCUCCACCUGUUCCCUCUGAAGCACAACUGCAGCGUGCAAAAGCACGUGUUGCCAUGGCAACAGAGAAGAGGCUUCGUGACAAGCAUUAUCAGAGCAACAAGAAAGCGUCCAGACGUGCAGGACGGUGUGAGGAAUGGUAG